Molecule: messenger RNA, 2601 nt
Organism: Equus caballus (horse)
Lineage: Eukaryota; Metazoa; Chordata; Mammalia; Perissodactyla; Equidae
Gene: HEPH
Product: hephaestin
Molecular function (GO): copper ion binding; ferroxidase activity
Source: RefSeq, a predicted model, not a curated record
AUGGAGUCAGGCCACCUCCUCUGGACUCUGCUGUUCAUGCAACCCUUGUGGCCGCAACUGACUGAGGGGGCAACUCGAGUCUACUACCUAGGUAUCCAGGAUGUGCAGUGGAACUAUGCUCCCAAGGGAAGGAAUGCCAUCACGAAUCAGCCUCUCGACAGUGACACAGUAGCUUCCAGCUUCCUAAAGCCUGACAAGAACCGGAUAGGGAGCAGCUACAAGAAGACCAUCUACAAGGAAUACAAGGAUGGCUCAUAUAUGGAUGAAAUGACCCAGCCUGCUUGGUUGGGCUUCUUGGGGCCAGUGUUGCAGGCUGAGGUGGGAGAUGUCCUCCUUAUUCACCUGAAGAAUUUUGCCACUCGUCCCUACACCAUCCACCCCCAUGGUGUUUUCUAUGAGAAGGACUCAGAAGGCUCCCUAUACCCAGACGGCUCCUCUGGUCAGUUGAAAGCUGAUGAUUCUGUUCCCCCGGGAGGCAGCCACAUCUACAACUGGACCAUUCCAGAAGGCCAUGCACCCACUGAUGCUGACCCAGCAUGCCUCACCUGGAUUUACCAUUCUCAUGUAGAUGCUCCACGAGAUAUUGCAACUGGCCUGAUUGGACCUCUUAUCACCUGUAAAAGAGGAACCCUGGAUGCCAAUUCCACUGCUCGGCGGCAGGAUGUGGAAAAUGAUUUCUUCCUGCUCUUCAGUGUGAUAGAUGAGAACCUUAGCUGGCAUAUUGAUGAGAACAUUGUUGCUUACUGCUCAGACCCUGCUUCAGUGGACAAAGAAGAUAAGGCCUUUCAGGAAAGCAAUAGAAUGCAUGCAAUCAACGGCUUUGUCUUUGGGAAUGUACCAGAGCUGAGUAUGUGUGCACAGAAGCGUGUGGUCUGGCACUUGUUUGGCAUGGGCAAUGAAGUAGAUGUCCACACAGCUUUCUUCCAUGGACAGGUGCUUACCAUCCGAAGCCACCGCACUGAUGUGGCUCACAUCUUUCCAGCCACCUUUGUGACUGCUGAGAUGGUGCCCCAGGAACCUGGCACCUGGUUAAUUAGCUGUCAAGUGAAUAGUCACUUGCAAGAUGGCAUGCAAGCACUCUACACGGUCAAGUCAUGCUCCACACACCCUCCCCUGAACCUACUCACAGGCAAAGUCCGGAAGUACUUCAUUGAGGCCCAUGAGAUUCGAUGGGACUACGGCCCAAUGGGGCAUGAUGGGAAUACUGGGAAGAAUUUGAGGGAGCCAGGCAGUGGCUCAGAUAAAUUUUUCCGGAAGAGCUCCAGCCGAAUAGGGGGCACUUACUGGAAAGUCCGAUAUGAAGCUUUCCAAGAUGAGACAUUCCAGGAAAAGGCGCAACUGGAGGAAGAUAAGCAUCUUGGAAUCCUGGGGCCGGUAAUCCGUGCUGAGGUGGGUGACACCAUCCAGGUGAUCUUCUAUAACCGUGCCUCCCAGCCAUUCAGCAUACAGCCUCAUGGGGUCUUUUAUGAGAAAGACUACGAGGGAACUGUGUACAAUGAUGGCUCACCCCACCCUGGUUUGGUAGCCAAGCCCUUUGAAAAAGUAAUAUACCGCUGGACAGUACCCCCCAAUGCUGGCCCUACUUCUCAGGAUCCUGCCUGUCUCACUUGGAUGUACUUCUCUGCUGCAGAUCCAAUAAGAGAUACAAAUUCUGGUCUGGUGGGCCCCCUGCUGGUGUGUAAGGCUGGUGCCUUGGGUGCAGAUGGCAAACAGAAAGGGGUGGAUAAAGAAUUCUUUCUCCUAUUCACUGUGUUGGAUGAGAACAAGAGCUGGUACAGCAAUGCCAAUCAAGCAGCUGCUAUGUUGGAUUCCAGACUGCUCUCAGAGGAUGUCAAGGGUUUCCAAGACUCCAAUCGGAUGCAUGCCAUUAAUGGAUUUCUGUUCUCUAACCUGCCCAGGCUGGACAUGUGCAAGGGUGACAUAGUGGCCUGGCACCUGCUCAGCCUAGGCACAGAGACUGAUGUGCAUGGGGUCAUGUUCCAGGGAAACACCGUGCAGCUUCAGGGCAUGAGGAAGAGUGCAGCCAUGCUCUUUCCUCACACCUUUGUCAUGGCCAUCAUGCAGCCCGACAACCCUGGGACAUUUGAGAUUUACUGCCAAGCAGGUAGCCAUAGAGAAGCAGGGAUGAGGGCAAUUUAUAAUGUCUCCCAGUGUCCUGGCCGCCAAGCCACCCCUCGUCAACGUUAUCAGGCUGCAAGAAUCUACUAUAUCAUGGCAGAAGAGGUGGAAUGGGACUAUUGCCCUGACAGGAGCUGGGAACUGGAAUGGCACAACCAGUCUGAGAAGGACAGUUAUGGUCACAUUUUCCUGAGCAAUGAAGAUGGGCUCCUGGGUUCCAGAUACAAGAAAGCUGUAUUCAGGGCAUACACAGAUGGUACAUUCAGGAUCCCUCGGCCAAGGACUGGAUCAGAGGAACACUUGGGAAUCUUAGGUCCACUUCUCAGAGGAGAGGUUGGUGAUAUCUUAACUGUGGUGUUCAAGAAUAAUGCCAGCCGCCCCUACUCUGUGCAUGCCCAUGGAGUGCUAGAAUCCAGCACUGGCUGGCCACUGGCUGCUGAGCCUGGUGAGUGGGAACGCUUAGUGAAGGGACAAAGGACGUGA